AUGGUGUUUGCUAUACAAAUAUAUGUUGUUAAUAGAGGAGGCCCUUUGUUUGUCUCAAUGUAUUUGCCUCUGCAAACCUUACUUGCGGCUUUAAUAGCUGCUGUUACAUUGGGUGAAGAAUUCUACUUGGGAGGGGUAGUAGGAACAGAAUUGAUAAUAGCUGGAUUGUAUCUGGUUAUCCUAGGAAAAAGUGAAGAGAGCAAGUAUCUGUCUGAAAAUGAACCAAUUUAUUCAGUGUCUGAAAAUAAUGACAUGGAAUCCACCUUCAUUCGGCCAUUGCUGGGAAAUAAAUUGCAGAGCUGA
This is a messenger RNA of Gossypium raimondii (Peruvian cotton), 303 nucleotides long. RefSeq names its product WAT1-related protein At3g53210-like. The coding region runs from base 1 to 303 and encodes 100 amino acids. The record is from RefSeq and is a predicted model, not a curated record. The transcript has 2 exons. Lineage: Eukaryota; Viridiplantae; Streptophyta; Magnoliopsida; Malvales; Malvaceae. Gene Ontology annotation, cellular component: plasma membrane. Gene Ontology annotation, molecular function: transmembrane transporter activity.